This is a messenger RNA of Grus americana (Whooping crane), 2720 nucleotides long. RefSeq names its product calpain-13-like. Gene Ontology annotation, biological process: proteolysis. The record is from RefSeq and is a predicted model, not a curated record. NCBI's taxonomy places the organism in Eukaryota, Metazoa, Chordata, Aves, Gruiformes, Gruidae. Gene Ontology annotation, molecular function: calcium-dependent cysteine-type endopeptidase activity; calcium ion binding. The transcript has 23 exons. Bases 151 to 2169 code for a protein of 672 amino acids. Gene Ontology annotation, cellular component: cytoplasm.
AAAUGGUGUCAUGCUGCAAUAACUGAAAUCUCCUGCCAGCUCCUAGGGACCAACUGCUAUGGGAACGGCUAACAUCCCACCUCAAAGAGACUGCAGUCCAAGUUGGAAGUCUUGUUCUGAAGAAAUUUCUGAGCCCAGGAAAGGGGCACAAUGCUUGCCCCCAGCUCUACUCUGACAUUGGAACAGGGUUGGCAAAAAACAGGGGCAAUGGAAAGCCUCCAGAACCUGAAGAAAUUUAAUAACCAGGACUUCAGCCACCUGCGAGCCUUGUGUCUGAGCCAAGGACUGCUUUUUGAGGAUGACACCUUCCCUGCUCAUGUCAAUUCCAUUGGUCCCAACCUGCUCCCAAAGGAUAAGCUGCAUCAAAUACAGUGGAAGAGGCCAACUGAACUUCAGAGAAAUCCUUAUUUGAUCAUGGAUGGAGUUAGCAGAUUUGAUAUAAUGCAAGGAGAAAUAGGUGACUGCUGGAUGCUGGCUGCCCUGGGCUCCCUGACGCUACAGAAGCAAUUUUUGGAAAAUGUUUUACCAAAGGACCAAGGUUUCCAGGACAAUUAUGCUGGGAUUUUUCAUUUCCGGUUCUGGCAAUAUGGAGACUGGGUGGAUGUAGUGAUAGAUGACCGGCUGCCAUUCUUAAAUGGAAGAUACCUGUCUGUACACCCUCGAACAUCAAAUGAAUUCUGGCCAUCCUUGUUGGAAAAAGCAUAUGCCAAGUUACGGGGCUCCUACCAGAACUUGCAUGGAGGCUACCUUUCUGAUGCUUUAGUAGACCUCACAGGUGGAGUCCAAGUGCAGUUUUCAUUGAAGGAUCCCCCUCCUGAUCUGGAGGAGAUACUGAAAGCAGCUGCCAAAUCUCAGUGUCUGAUGGGGUGUAGCACCUCAGGCCAGCUGAGGAGGAACAUAGAGCUGAAGAAUGGGAUUGUACAGGGUCAUGCCUACACCAUCACAGGAACUGUGAAGAUACCCUACAAGAAUGGCUGGAAACAUAUCAUCAGGAUCUGGAAUCCGUGGGGCCAUGGGGAGUGGAAGGGUCCCUGGAGUGAUGGCUCUCCUCAGUGGGACCGUGUUGAGCCUAAAUGCAGAGAAGACCUUCUCAGAAAUAAGGAUGAUGGAGAAUUCUGGAUGUCCUGUGAAAACUUCCAGGAGCAGUUUUCCUGGCUCUAUAUAUGUAACAGCACCCCAACGUUUCUGAACUUUGGAGAUCAGCACGGCACAACAUGGUCUGUGGACAGGCACAUCAGCCUGUGGAGUCCAGCCCUUGCCACAGGCAGGAACAACUAUUCCCCAGCAGGUGCAGUUUCAACGAACCCUCAGUAUUUUUUCAAAGUGCCAGAUUAUGACCCCAAAACCUAUAACGUAGUCAUUUCACUCAUGCAAAAACAUGCUGAGGACAUGCAGGAUGCAAAAAACCUGAAGAUUGGCUUUUUUAUCACCAUGAAGGAUUCCAAAGUUCUGAAACAAAUUUUUUCCCUGACUCGAGACGUGACCAGCUACUUUCUCUUGAGCCCAGGAACCUAUGCUGUCGUUCCUACUACAACAGAGGACCAAGAAUUUGAAUUUCUCUUACGUAUUUUCAUGAAGAAUCACGACUACAAUGAGACCUCAAAUGUCCCGCCCAGCCCAGAGCUGCCGAUGGAUGUGCCAAGACAGAACCAGGACAGGUCGUAUAAGGCUGUCUUCCUAAGAUACGCUGGGCAGGACUCAGCGAUUGAUGCCUCGCAGCUGCAACAACUCCUUAAUGAAGUGUUCCUGCAAGAUGAAAUGACCAGCCUGGGAGGAAGAUUCAGCUUUGAUUCAUGCAGAGGCAUUUUAGCUCUGAUGGAUCUCAACUCGAAUGGACAACUCACACUGCAGGAGUUCGGGAUCCUCUGGCGAAGUCUUACUAAAUACAUGGAUAUCUUCAUCAUGGAAGACAGAAAUCAUUCUGGAUUUCUUGAUGUGUCUGAAUUGAAGAGCGCGAUACAGACAGCAGGUCUGGCUGCCGACGAGCAGCUCCUGCGCCUGAUGGUCCUGCGGUACGGCGAUGCUGCCAGGAGAAUCGGCUUCACUGACUUCGUGUGCUGCAUGCUGCGCCUUGAAACCAUGACCUAUGCAUUUCAAAACUUAGCAGGAGGCAGAUCACAAAUUUUGGUGACAGCAAAGGAGUGGCUGACUCUUGUCAUGUACACCUAAAGAGAUGUCAGAGCUCAAUGUGGCUGGUGGCUUUUCUGCUCCCCAGUAUGACACAGCCCACGGCCAUCCCAUCCAAGAGCCAUCCAUGGGGCUCUUGAAAAAUCAAACACUGUGAAGGAGUGAAGCCAGGUUUCCUUCAGACAUUUGCUUACGCUUGAGGGUACUUGGAUGCCUGGCUAGAGAGUCGUUUGCAGGCAAACGGGAGUUGCUCUGGAGUGAGAAGAGGACGUAAUGAGAGAGAUCCAUGGGCAAGCUGGUAGUACCUAAUGGUCGGGGCAAGCUGGAAGUACCAAGUGCAACCUCCUCUCAUCUUCAUGUCAAUAAUACAUCUGGUGCUCCUGGUUAACGCACACAAGUCGGGAAUAGCUCCAUUAACUUCAUUGCAAGUACGAACAGAAUCAGGUCUUUUGUGUGGAAGGAGUGCCUAUCGCUUAGAUAUAACAGAAACAAUUAAGACACCAUUUUAUUUAAAUUAUUUCUUAAUUUGCUUGUGUGCCAUUUCUAAAUGCCAGAAAAAGGUUGAGGAUAUUAAUCAUAAUUCAUAAAUAACA